Messenger RNA from Mercenaria mercenaria, 8874 nucleotides. Its product is annotated as cell cycle control protein 50A-like. The transcript has 9 exons. Bases 28 to 1155 code for a protein of 375 amino acids. Gene Ontology annotation, cellular component: endoplasmic reticulum; Golgi apparatus; plasma membrane. NCBI's taxonomy places the organism in Eukaryota, Metazoa, Mollusca, Bivalvia, Venerida, Veneridae. The record is from RefSeq and is a predicted model, not a curated record.
UCUCACGAUACGCCAAAAUAUUUCAAAAUGGCGAACGGUACACCAGGAACUCCAGGUCCUGAGACGGAAAAAGCAGCCAGUCGACGUCCAAAAGAUACAAAGCUCAAGCAGCAAAGACUUCCAGCAUGGCAGCCCAUUUUAACAGCAGGCACUGUGUUACCAGCUUUCUUUGCUAUAGGUCUGGCUUUUAUUCCACUAGGAGUUGUACUUCUUGUUACCUCAGAUGAUAUUCAAGAGGUGAGGUAUGACUACACUCAAUGUACGAGUACAGAUGCUGCCACUCUUGGUCAGAAAUGUGCUGACCUUCUCAGUAACCUGACAGCAACGGGACAGACUUGUACCUGCACAAUUAGCAUUGAACUGAAAGAAGAUUUCAGAGGCACAGUGUACAUGUAUUAUGGAUUAACAAAUUUUUAUCAGAACCACCGACGUUAUGUACGGUCACGUGAUGAUAGCCAGUUGCAUGGGUACAAUGUGGACAGUCUAUAUAGUGACUGUGAGCCCUUCAAGACAAAGAAAAUAAACACAUCACUCGAGAUGAAAAUAGCGCCUUGUGGUGCAAUAGCCAACAGCUUGUUCAAUGAUACAUAUGCCUUUGUAUAUAAAGGAGAUGGAAGCCAGAAUGUGAACGUUUCUAUGUUAAGAACUGGAAUUGCCUGGGCAUCAGACAAGGAUGUCAAAUUUGGAAAUCCCAGUUCUAAGAAUGAAAGUGAUGACCCAUGGGCAGGAUUUACAAAUCCACCAAACUGGAAUAACAAGAUGGUGUAUCAACUUGAUCCUGAUGAUGAGAACAACAACGGCUACAAGAAUGAAGAUCUUAUUGUAUGGAUGAGAACAGCUGCCCUGCCGACUUUCCGUAAACUUCAUCGUCGGAUUAAUCACCAGCAGACACAGUUUACUGAAGGUCUCCCUAAAGGAACAUAUGAAGUUACAAUUGAUUAUGCCUACCCUGUUACACUGUUUGAUGGUACCAAAAGUAUCAUUUUGACAACAACAUCAUGGCUUGGUGGGAAGAAUCCCUUCCUUGGUAUAGCGUACCUGGUUGUAGGGUCUAUAUGUAUCCUACUUGGUGUCAUAUUUCUUCUUAUACAUCUCAAAUGGGGCCGCAAGACAUCAGAGAUGAUUAAUGUCACAAGCAGAACAACUUUCAACUGAUGAUGAUGAUGAUAAUAUCUCAAAUAACAACAGUGAUGAUGAUAAUUAUAAUGUGGAGAUUGGAGAUGAGAUCUAGAUCACGGUGUACUAAAGAGGGUAUUCAUGGUCCAUCAGAUACUUUGAUGUUACAAAGAUGUACUGUGUUUUAAUAGAGGAUGUGGUUGUAGCUUUUUUAACCUUGUAUUUCUGUAAGACUUACCAGCUCUACAAUUCAGAAUUCUUAACUUAGAAAUAUAGGGGUAAAAGAGAUCUGUUUUAUUGCAUAAUUGAAAGAAUGUAUGAAUUUAGUUAGAACAGAACAAGCAAAAAUAAUGCAUAAACUUGAUAGGCCAUUCAAACUUUUAUAUAUUUGAUCACUGUUAUUUCUUUAGUUUCAUUUAUAUUAUGAUGGAAAUAUUUGUGAAGAACUUUUUUAACCACAUGUGGUGAACUUCUUUUAAAAAAGCCUGACAGUGAAAACAUUUUUUUUUAAAUUAAAAUAUAUUGAAAUUUUUUUUCCGGAUAUCUAGACAUUUAGGUCAUAUAAAGUUAAAUUUAUGUUUAGCCUCCACCCCAAUGUUUUCUUGUCAGAAUUGGGAAAAAAUCUUUCCUAACCCGUCAUUCUGAAUAACAAAAAACGAUAUAUAUUUAGCAAAAAUUGAGUACUGUGUUUUACAUAAAUCAGAUGCAUGAUUUAUCAUUCAUUUUUUGUUUAAUAGAGAAAAACAUUUGUGCCUUUUUGCUUAGGAAUGUAUAAUAUGCAUGUUGGAAAUUCAGUUUAAUAAACUGCUCUCGAGUCCAGCUGCCAUAGGAAUCAUAUAUACCUAAAUAUAACACAUUAUUUAAUUAAACAUAGUGGUGAAUGCUGAACAUGGGAUAUAACUUUAAUUGGCCUAAUUGAAAACAGAUACUGUAGUCAAGUCAAACACACAUUUUAGGCAAAACACUACCCAAGUUUUCUCAGGAAAAAUGCUGUAAAUUGGUUAAUAUCUGUAUUUUCACAAAUGUACGUGAUCACAGUGACCGGCAAAUUCAAAACUCGUGAGUGUUAAGAAGUAUUACCUUCCAUUGUAUAGACAAGAAAGAAGCAAGAUUUAGUAAUUUAGUUUCUGUUGUCUUAUUAGAUAGCAGAGUGAAAGUACGCAGAAAAUACCCCAUUUACAGUAUUAGAUUUAUCCUGCCAUUGCUACGUUACUGUAAUGGUUCCAUACCAGCAUUGAAAACUGCUUAAAUAAUGGCUGAUAAUAGUGUAUGUAUACGCAUAAUCUUAGAAAUUGAUGAUAAACUUUAUUUGUAAGCCUUUUUCUAAAUGAGCAUUCUAUGUUUAAAUAAAUGAGGCAGUUUUAAGUAGAAUUUGCUUGGAGUUAAAAAGUACAUCACUAUGCCUGACAACACUGUUGUUUACUUAAGGUAUUGGCCCUCUAAUAGUAAUGUUUGCAAACUGAUACUUGCUUGGUAUAUUCUUAAAGUUGACCAUGUUUCGCAUUGUGUUGCAAAUUUUAAACAACUUUUACUGUGCCGUUUUUUGUAAAUUUUGUAUAAUUUGUGGUAUUUCCUCAAGCUCAAGUUGAGACAAAUUUCAGUGUGAUGGCCACUAUCUAAAACGUUAGCAGAGAAUUCAUUACAGCAUUAAUUUUGAUAAAAGAAACCUCAAACUAUUGUUAAACAGUUAUAAAACACAAAAUAAAACUGUAAAUAUCAUUUUUAGCUCAUCUGAUUUUUUGAAAAAAAAUGAUGAGUUAUUGUCAUCACUUGAGCGGUUGUCGGCGUUGGCGUCGGCGUCUGCGUCGGCGUUGCCUGGUUAAGUUUUAUGUUUAGGUCAGCUUUUCUCCUAAACUAUCAAAGCUAUUGCUUUGAAACUUGGAAUACUUGUUCACCAUCAUAAGCUGACCCUGUAUAGCAAGAAACAUAACUCCAUCUUGCUUUUUGCAAGAUUUAUGGCCCCUUUUGUACUUAGAAAAUAUCAGAUUUCUUGGUUAAGUUUUAUGUUUAGGUCAACUUUUCUCCCAAACUGUCAAAGCUAUUGCUUUGAAACUUGGAAUACUUGUUCACCAUCAUAAGCUGACCCUGUACAGCAAGAAACAUAACUCCAUCUUGCUUUUUGCAAGAUUUAUUGCCCCUUUUGGACUUAGAAAAUCAGUUUUCUGGUUAAGUUUUAUGUUUAGGUCAGCUUUUAUCCUAAACUAUCAAAGCUAUUGCUUUAAAACUUGCAACACUUGUUCACCAUCAUAAGUUGACCCUGUACAGCAAGAACCAUAACUCCAUCCUGCUUUUUGCAAGAUUUAUGGCCCCUUUUGGACUUAGAAAAUAUCAGAUUUCUUGGUUAAGUUUUAUGUUUAGGUCAACUUUUUCUCUUAAACUAUCAAAGCUAUUGCUUUGAAACUUGCAACACUUGUUCACCAUCAUAAGCUGACCCUGUACAGCAAGCAGCGUAACUCCAUCCUGAUUUUUGCAAUAAUUAUUGCCCCUUUUGGACUUAGAAAAUCAUUUUCUUGGUUGAGUAAUAUGUUUAAGUCAACUUUUCUCAUAAACUAUCAAAGUUAUUGCUUUAAAACUUGCAACAGUUUUUCACCAUCAUAAGUGGACGCUGUACAUCAAGAAACAUAACUCUAUCCUGCUUUUUGCAAGAAUGAUGGCCCUUUUUAGACUUAGAAAAUCAUGGGUAGGACAAUAUUUCUAUUACACAAAAAAAAUCAGAUGAGCGUCAGCACCCGCAAGGCGGUGCUCUUGUUUCUAGGGUGCCUCAAGUAAACAGAUUUAAUGAGACAGUCAAACUCCAACAUUGAAAAAUUAAGGUUGAAUCCUGUGGGUCUGUUUUGAAUUUUGCUCACUUCAUUCAAAGAUAACUUUGGGGCAGAAGUAAAACCUACCUGCAUUUCUUCCACAAUAUGUAAUCUAAAGAAUGAAGGCAAAAUAGAGAACUUUUACCGCAUGUAACUCAGUAUUUUUAAAGAUGUCUAACUCGACCCCUCCUGAUUCAGAGGUAAAUUCACAUUGAACAGCAAAAAAUCGCUUAUAAAAUUAAAAUUUUCCACUUUUGUACAAUACAUCCAUAAUAAGUCUUGAAAGAAGUAAAAACUUACUAGAAAAAAGGAAAAUCUGAGAGAAAAAAUUUUGGUCCCAGUGGGGCUUGAACCUACGCCCCCCCUGAAAACUGCAGUCAAAGUAGGUUUAUAGUACGAAUUGAAUACUCUUCAAAAAUGAGGUACUCUAUUACAGGUCCAAUACCUUAAUUCACUAUGUGUAAUUAUUGAUUUUUAUUCAUUUUAUAAAUUGAAGUACUUUGAUUGCAGUUUGUUAUUGCUGUUUAAGUUUUUUCAAGUGAAAAAAAAAAUGUUUUAAGAGUGCACUUAUAAUCAGAUACAACUGGAAUAGAAUCUUUAUAAAUUAGAUAAAAUCUCAUGGCUCUCAUUCAUAUUAUCGCUGACCUUCCUGUAUAGGGGUGACAGAACAGAAUAAAACUUAGGCCAUAACUCAGGCCAUAACUCGAAACAUUUUUCAGAUUGACUCUUUGAUAUAUAUAAAGAAUUUUAGCACAGAUAUAUGUGUUGCUAUGACGAAAGUUUUUGGUUUUUACAAUUUAUUUAUUUUAUUUUGUUGGGUUUAACGUCGCACCGACACAAUUUUAGGUCAUAUGGCGACUUUUGGUUUUUACAAUAGUGUUGAAAAAAAUAAGGGUGAAUUUUUUGUAUCUAUAUGAUAAAUAAAGUGCUCAUCAUACUGUAGUAUUUAUAGAUUAUAUGUAUAAUCCUGUUCCAUUGUACUUUGUCUCCUAGUACCUUUUUAAUUUUCUCAUUUUUGCCCUUUAUUUUAUUUGUAGUAGUCGAUAUCACCAUUUUUGUCUUUUGACUUUCAUCUAACAUUUUAACUGCAAUGUAUAAAAAACAAUGCACUUAAAGUUCAUUCCAUGUGAUCUUAUUUGUUUUCAGAGAGUGAUGGAGAGAGGAACAGAGAGAGAGAGAGAGGGAGAGAGAGUGAGUCUUACCAACCAUUGCAUUUCUUAGACUGUUACCUACUUUUGUGUUUUGAAGCAACUCAUUUUGUAUCUGAUAUUCAGAGAGAAUGUUAAUUUGAUAAUUUGAACUGAAUUUGGUUGAGGAAUGUUGAUACUAAAUACUAAACUUUAGAGCUUACAGCUCUGAUAUUUUAGUCAUUCUACACAGAUUUUUCUCUUCCAGUCAAUUAAUCGCACUUACACCAUGUGAGAAUCCAUUAUAGUCACCAUAUUGGCAAGAUAAAUGAUGAACUUUAUGAAAUUACCUACAAGAUAUUGUGCUAGAUGCUGUAAUAUACAUAUGAGUGAAUCAAAACUUCAAAAAUCUCUGGCUUUGGGUUACAAUUUGAGAUUCAGUGGAAGUAGGUCAAACUAUAAGCAUUUUUAUAGGAUACACAUGAAAUAAAUACCAUUUCUGAUAUAGCAUUGUAGUAGCUAACUAAAACUCAUUACAGGAAUUUUUUUCACAUAUUUAUUAUAUAGAUGUUGUACAUGAUUAUUAUAGAUGUGUAAAUAUAGUGUUGCUGGCACACAUUACUCAUAUCUUGUAUCCUGUUAUAUUUAUUCUGAAUACAUUUUGAUACAUGUUUAAAUCCAAAGAAUGAAUGUUUUUGCAUAAUUGCUGUUUAUUUUUAUAUUGUGUAAAUGUAGAUUAUACCAAGGGUUUUUCAUCUAACAGGGUUUCAACUGAAGCAAUGUAUAUGCCUGUUAUUGGUAGGGCAUUUCCUGUUAAUACAAUUUCAGUAUGUCAGAAUUUCGGAAAACAUACAUACUUGAUUUCAGAUAAUUCUUACCUUAUAGUAGCCCGCCCGCUUAGCUCAGUAGGUAAGAGCGUUGGUCUACGGAUCGCGGGGUCGCGAGUUCGAUCCUCGGGCGGGGCGUAUGUUCUCCGUGACUAUUUGAUAAACGACAUUGUGUCUGAAAUCAUUAGUCCUCAACCUCUGAUUCAUGUGGGGAAGUUGGCAGUUACUUGCGGAGAACAGGUUUGUACUGGUACAGAAUCCAGGAACACUGGUUAGGUUAACUGCCCGCCGUUAUAUAACUGAAAUAUUGUUGAAAAACGGCGUUAAACCCAAAACAAACAAACAAAUUACCUUAUAGUACUGACUAGGUAUGGGCUCUAUGUAAUAAUGUAUCUCAAUAUUAGUUGCACAUAAGGUAAUUUUCAGUUUGCUGAUAAGAAAUUUAAAAGUGUUGAAAACCAACAUCAUUUUAACCGAUAAGAAAUAAACAGUACUAAUGAUUGCUUUUAACAUAUACUGCUGAGAAAUGGUGUUCAACCAUUUGUAACAUAAUUUCUGUUCAAGAUUUUAAGCCUUACAGAGCAGCAUAAUGUCUUUAAUACACAUACACAUUUUGUCAUCUGAUAAUUUUUAGGUUUUUUUUUCCUUACUGUGUGCAUGUUUUAAAGUACUUUAAUCACAGUUGGUUUUUAUUGAGAAAAAUGCACUCUUCUAUACCUGUUUGUUUUUUUCUGUUAGUGGAACACAUUUACACAACAUGACCGUGCAACAUAUUUCAGUACUGGAUACAAUAUAUUCCAAAUUGGACAGCUGAAAAUUUGGUACAUAUUAUUAUGUUAACUCAACAGGAAAUUGCCUUAAGUUAUUGAAGUAUCAUAAUGAAAUAUGUCAAUAGAUGUGGGAUGCAUUGUUCACCUUAUAUAAGUAUAUGUUAUUAGCUGUGCUUUGCUCACAUUGCCCUGUACAUUGAGCCAGUCUGAAAUGUUUGUUAGAAAAAAGCAUAGAAUAAUAGGAUAAGUUAACACUGCUCUGUACAAUAAUGCAUAAACUGGACUGGUGCCCAGCCUUUCUGCUUGUCGAAUCCUGUUUUUUGGCAAUGCACGCAUCCAAAUAUAGGCCUGUUUUGAUCAUAACAGUAUUAUGUAACCUGCGCAGUAUCACUUCUGCAGAAUGUGUGGUGCAAAUUUCUCAAUACAAAUCAAAUAAUCUAUAGAUAUUUCAGCUGCUAAACUAUGUUCAUUGUUAAUGAAUUUUUAGAGAGUUUGUAAGUUUGUUUUAUUGUCUGUUAGCACAUUCACAUUCCAAUUGUACAUAGACUUUUAUGUUAGUAGUGCAAAUUACUACCCGGGUUUCAAUAUUAUAAAUCCAUGUUUAUACCUUAAUCAUGCUAAGAAAAGUGUUUCAGAGCAUAAAGUUUGUUUUCUAUUUCAAGUAGGAGUUUCUAUGAAUUUAGCCAUGAAAUGCCAGAUUAUUGUGGUAAACGAAAAUUGUCUGGAAAAAUGUAUAAAAAAACGUGAUUGUGAACAUCUUCAUCACUCCGGAAAUGAAAAUCUUAUAUUUAAUACACGAACAUGCACAUGUUGUCAGACACUGCCUAAUACAUCACUCAUUUGGCUCUAUCUAAUGUAAAAGUAUUUAAAAGUAGAGAAAUAAAAUUAACAGAUUUCAUACAGGUUUUGCAUUUUCCCAUGAUAGUAAUUAGCUAUUCAUACGUUUCUUACAUUUGUUUCUUACAUUUGUUUCUUUAUGUUCAUAAAAUUUUCAAUUUUACUAUCUUAGAUGAUGUAACUCAUACAUGAACUGUUAACUGAAAAAAAAAGCUGAAAAUUAGACAUCUUCCAUUUUGGCUCAUUGUUACAUAAAACAAAAUGCAAAUGGGUUGUGAAAUGAAUCUGGAAUGUUUUAAUUAAUCCUUUGCAUUGUAUGACUUCAAAACUUAAAAAAAAUCUGAUAUAGUCAUUUCCUUGUAGUUUAAGAUGAAUUUUGAUAUGUUUUGUUUUUCUUACCAAUGUUAAAUAAGGCUGAAUAAAAUAAUUCAUUAGUUUUACUGAUCUAUUGGAUUAAGAAAUCUUGUUUAAAGAAUGAAACUAUAACAUACAUACAUGUAUGCUAAAUAAAAAAAAUAAAACUUGUUAUGAUAUUGUUUCAUGCACAUGCAUAUCAAAUAUUUUAGUUAACUUUCAAAAUUGUAGUACAUGUACUUUAUACCAGCUGUUUCAACUACAGGUAGUUUUCCAUACAUUCAAAAGAAACAUUUGUACAAAGAGCAGUAACUGCACUUCAAAAUUUUGUCUGAAAUGAUUUCUGCAGUUACUUUUGUUUUGCACUGAAAUGCCAGAUUGAUUUUUAAAGGAGCACAACUGAGAUCUGUCAGAUUUUUCAAUAUUUAGAAAUUACCUUUUUACAUGAUUGUAAAUACGAAGUAUAUCCAUUGUGUAUGAGACAGUAUUUUGUUUAUAAAACACUUGUAAAAUAUAUAUAUAAACUUAACCCUUAGCCUGCUGGCGGCGAUUGGUUUGCCUUUGCGACCAGUGCAGACCAAGAUCAGCCUGCACAUCCGUGCAGUCAGAUCAUGGUCUGCACUGUUCGCUAUUCAGUCAGUUAAUUUUUAGUAAACACCCCUUCAAAUGAUAAAUGGUACUGCCCAUAUUGGAAGAUGGACCAGUCCAUUAUAGAAAUUUAGCAUGGUAAGGGUUAAAUAACUGUGAUUUGAGAUUUAGAUAUCUUAAUGUUGAGAGGUUAUAUCUUUGAAGAAAACAAAAGAUAUUUUGAUGUACAUUGUAAGCUUUGUGUUUAACUGUAUGUAAAUGUUUACAAAGUAAGAAUGUUUUCAAGGAUAUCUUAAGACAUUCACCUGUCUGAAGGAAAUUGUGGUUUAUCAAACUAGUUAUUCAUUUUAUUCAGCCCUACUGAAAUUUUAAUCAAUCAUUGUUCAUUAUUCUAGUCUAUACUGUAUGAUUGUGAUUUUGGUCAAUUUAUCUGUAAUAAAGUAAAAGAUUGUUA